[Candida] anglica is the source of this 1008-nucleotide messenger RNA. The record is from the annotation of a GenBank genome assembly. NCBI's taxonomy places the organism in Eukaryota, Fungi, Ascomycota, Pichiomycetes, Serinales, Debaryomycetaceae.
AUGUCACUUUCCCCCAUUGAAAAAGCUGCUAGUGGAGCGUUAGCAUCUGCCAUUGCCAACACAUUGGUCUAUCCACUCGAUCUAAGCAAAACUUUAAUUCAAACCCAGGUUGUCAAGCCUAGCGAGAAGGCCACAAGCCUUGAAGAUUCCACAUAUGUGCCCGUUGCAACUCCAGGAAAGCUCAAAUAUAAAAAUACAUUGGAUUGUCUUAGACAAAUCUACAAGAAAAAGGGGAUCUUAGGUUGGUAUCAUGGACUUUUAUCAUCAAUUUUCGGUACUGCUGCUCAAAACUUUUCAUAUUUCUAUUGGUACAGUCUUGUUAAAAGAGUGUAUGCUAAUCUUUAUAAGCAUAUUCCAAACCAUAAACCUACAACUGCCACUGAACUCUUUUUGGGGGCUCUUGCAGCAGCUAUUUCCCAACUUUUCACUAUGCCAAUUGGUGUUAUAACAACUCAACAACAAACCGAUAAGUCCCAAAAAAGUUUGAUUCAAUUAGGACAAGACAUUUUAGAACAAGAUGGUAUUAGUGGAUUAUGGAGAGGCUUAAGAGUAUCCAUGGUCUUAUGCAUUAAUCCAUCGAUUACUUAUGGAUCUUAUGAAAGAUUGAAACAAAUCUUAUAUGCCAACAAGGAAUUCUUGGGACCAUUAGAAUCCUUUUCAAUUGGAGUUUUAGCUAAAUCUUUAGCUACACUUGCAACUCAACCAUUAAUUGUCUCAAAGGCAAUGUUACAAAAGAAAUCUACUUUGAAAAAGAAGAAUACUAGCAAUAAUGUAGAAGGUGAUGAAGAAGAAGAUGAAGAUAUUAAAUUUGAUACUUUUACCCAAGCAUUAGCUCAUCUUUGGAAGACUGAAAAGGUUAAGGGUCUUUAUAAAGGCAUUGCCCCUCAAUUGUUGAAAGGUGUCUUUGUUCAAGGAUUAUUAUUUAUGUUUAAAGACCAACUUGAUAUCUUAUUUUUAUUUUUAUUAAAUUUAGUAAGAGCAAAGAGAGGUUUGGCUAAAAGAAGGUGA